AUGGCCCUGCAGAACGCGCUGUACACGGGCGACCUGGGCCGGCUGCGGGAGCUCUUCCCGCCGCACAGCACGGCCGACCUGCUGCUGGAGAGCCGGGCGGCCCGAGCCGCGUGGAGCAGCUGCCAGAGGGGGCGGCCGGGGGUCCGGGGAGCCCCCCGGGGCCGGGCCGGGCCCCAUCGCGGUGCGGGCGGCCGCGGGCCCGGCCCUGGCGCUCUGGCGGGCCGCGCUGGCCGGGGACGCGGGCUCCGUCUCCCGCGUCCUGGCCGACCCCAGCGCUGGCCUGGCCCCCGACGCCGUCUUCGACACCAGCGACCCGGAGCGGUGGAGGGACUUCCGGUUCAACAUCCGCGCUCUGAGGCUCUGGUCUCUGACCUACGAGGAGGAGCUGACACCCCCCUGCACGUGGCGGCCAGCCGGGGCCACGCGGAGGUCUUGCGGCUGCUGCUCGGGCGGGGGGCCAGGCCCGACGGCGCCCCCGGGGGCCGCACCGCCCUGCACGAGGCCUGCGCCGCCGGCCACCCCGCCUGCGUCCACGCGCUGCUGGUGGCCGGAGCCGACCCCGACGCUCCCGACCCGAGGGAAAGCGCCCCUUGCAUCUCUGCCAAGGGGCCGGCGCCCUUGAGUGCUAGAGCGGUGGAGCGCCUCGCCCCGCACCCUCGAGGUGCUGCUCAACACCUACCACGCCGUGCAGCUCCCGCCCGAGGCCCUGAGCCUGGUGCCCCCCGAAACGCUGCAGGAGCACCCCCGUUUCUACGCCUCCCUCUCGGCCUUGGCGGGGCAGCCGCGCUCGCUGCAGCACCUGAGCCGCUGCGCCCUCCGCGCCCACCUGCAGGGCCGCUGCCC
Molecule: messenger RNA, 843 nt
Organism: Perognathus longimembris pacificus (Pacific pocket mouse)
Lineage: Eukaryota; Metazoa; Chordata; Mammalia; Rodentia; Heteromyidae
Gene: Asb10
Product: ankyrin repeat and SOCS box containing 10
Exons: 5
Molecular function (GO): protein binding
Source: RefSeq, a predicted model, not a curated record